AUGUUGUGUCUGGAUAUGCGCCUGGUGCAGCGACUCCGUGGCGAGCGUGCCACUGAAAAUAACACGGCCAGAGACCGGGAUCGGUCGAAGAGCGUGUGUGUGACGAGCUUCAGGAGCAAGCCUCCGAGGGACGUGAGCGCUUUCAAGCUUUUCCACAGGAGGGCCAGCAGUGCCAUCUCAACAGCUAGUGACCUCAUAUCUCGUAGAGGCGUUUUCUCCAGACGAUAUUAUGGAUCUGUGGAACAGCUGCAACAACCGGAAGUAGACGGUCAGGAACACUGUAGGAGAUUUAGGAUAGAAAAUGGAGAUUCUCCGGGAGAAAAAGAUGAGAUGUUUGGUUCCCCGAGCACUCCAGUCCUCGAGAAUCCCGAAUACCAAACAAGAUGGUACUUCAAGUAUUUCUUAGGAAAAUUGCACCAAAAUUAUGUUGGAUUAGAUAACGACAAAUCGCCUUUUUUUCUAAGUAUAGUCUUGAACGAAGAUAAUAACACAUGUGUUCCUCUUUGUCGUGCUAUUCUAUUUAAAAAAACGGGCGCACAGAAAAUAUCACUGCCCAUACUUCAAAACAAAGUUCUGACCGUAAAGCAAAUACUGUCCAAUUUCCCCAACAUGGAUAAAGUCGAGAAAGGACCAAAAGAGAUAUUCUCGCCGGAUAUCCAAAAAGACUUAUUGUUGUUAGAGGAACAAGAGGGCUCUGUCAACUUCAAAUUCGGUGUUAUUUAUAUGAAGCAGGGCCAGACCAGUGAUGACGAAAUAUUAAGCAAUGAAUAUGGUAGCUAUAAGUUCGACCAAUUUUUAUCAUUACUAGGAGACAAAAUUAAGUUAAGAGGUUGGGACAAGUACAGAGGAGGCCUAGACAUCAAAGGCGACAUGACUGGCAAAUACUCCGUGUAUACCAUCUACGAAGGGCACGAGAUAAUGUUCCACGUAUCGACGCUGCUGCCCUACUCCAGGGACAACCGCCAGCAAGUGGAGAGGAAGCGGCACAUAGGAAACGACAUCGUGAACAUAGUGUUCAUUGAUGCGGACGACCCAGAAAGUGUACACUCCCAGUUCAACCCCACGUGCAUCAAGUCACAGUUUACCCACGUCUUCGCCGUUGUCACGGUGGACGGCGACAAUCAAUAUCGACUUUCAGUAUUCUCCGAUGAAGCCGUGCCUCUGUUUGGACCCGGUUUGCCGUGUCCGCCGGUGUUCAGCGAUCCGUACCUCUUCAGGGAGUUCCUUUUAGUGAAGCUAAUCAACGGCGAGAAGGCGACGUUCGAGACGCCGACCUUCGCCAGGAAACGGGAGAGGACGUUGGAGAUGCUCAUCAAGGACUUGUAUUCGGAGCACAUGACAGACGCUAGAAUGACCAUGCUGAACCGCAGGGCCUUUUCCGACGUACUAGCCGAGACACCCAGGCACUCCCGCUUGAAAGAAGACUCCAGACAAAUCGAAUUCGUUCGUAUAGGCCAGGCGCUAAAACUGGAGGCGAUCGUGCGAGGCGACGCGCCAACGAGUCUGGCGUCUACAGGCAGCGCCGGCACCGUCUUCAAAAGGUCGCCCUGGGAGGCCAACUGCUUCUACCCCGUGUUCCCCUCCCAGACCAUAGUCAGCGCGGAUUCCUGGGGCGACAACAGGCUCAUCGUGGGGACGGAGGAAGGGGUGUAUGUCGUAGAAGACGGUAGCUCCCACCGCAUGAUCUUCGACAAGAGCCUACAGGUGCGCCAGCUGAACGUAGUGGAGCCCCACGGAAUUCUCCUGUUGCGCGGCGGUCAUUCCAACAAGGAAGGCAAGAUCUACGUGUUCAGAUUGUCCCAGAUCGAGUCCCUGGGCGAUACCCGGUCCCGCCUGGACGUCAAGGACCACCGCAUGGAGCGCACCAGAGGAACGAAUCUCUACGCCAUCUCCAGACCUGGAGGAGCUCGAUUAAGAAUGUGCGUUGCAGUUGGAAGAAAACUGCUGAUGUUCCAGUGGAAACAUUCUGCAGCUUGGACGGCCUGGUGUCCAGCUAGUGACACAGACACCAUUGAAGGAUUUACAUUUCUUUGGGAACUAAAUCUGAACGAAUCUCCAUCGAUGUUGACGAUACUCGACAGUGGCUGGAGUCCGCAUUCUCCAUCACAAGGCGACGUGUUAGUAUGCGUUGGUUACAAGAACCACUGGGAUAUCGUGAACGGUCGCACCGGCUACUCACAGCAUCUACACACAGUCGAGAGUACGAAGGCUCAUCUUGUGACAGCCCUCGACCUCUACGAGGACCAGGAAAUUCAGUUACUCUUGUGUUACAACCACACUUGCCAUUUUCAGAAAAUAAACGAAGAAAACUCAUCGUCAUCCAAUUUUGACUUUCAUUGGAACUCAGUGCCUACAGAUAUAGUUUGUGCUUUUCCCUACGUGAUCGCCUUCACCUCGAAUUCCAUGGAAAUCAGACUCAUCGUGAACGGGAACCUCAUCCACACCAUGACGAUGCCGAAGCUGCAACUAAUCGCCUCCAAGAAUGACAUCUUCUUUGCCACGACGGCCCCUGAAUUUUUCCCAAAUAAGACAGACAGGCUCUUCGUCGACAUUAGGCAGCAAGACCUGCAGAAGCAUUCUCCACCAUCUAGUCCAAAUGCAUCUCCAGAACUUAGACCUCUACGCAUCUACCGCAUCCCCAUCCACGCGCUGAGCCGCAACGUGAACCAGGACCACAGCUGCGUGACCAGCGGCUCCCCACCUACUUGGAAGUCGGCGGAAGCCAAAUUGGCAGUGCCCGAACAGCCACGAGUGUCCAGGAGCGCCACCAGCUCCCCUGUGCCGCCCAAAGUCAAGCAGCUGCAGGGGACUGUUAAGUGAUGAUCGAGGAACUCUUCCUUUCUGCUAUCGUAGUUAAUCGCGUCUCGCAGGGUUGGUGGGAAGGAAAUCAUCGGAUUGCGUGGAAGGAAAAUUGAUUGAAUUUUAACGGUUUGGGUUUGGGUGUCGGUUUCUGAAAUGAGACGGUAAAAUCAAAAUAUUGUUCCAAGUUGUGUGUUUGGAGUAUUACUUACUACAAAAUAUUUCUUCCUUGUACUGAGGCAUGUACUGAGAUAAUUAUUUCUUCUAAAUUGAUUAGUUAAGAGCUAUCGCUGCAGAUCUAGUCGACUGAGUUAAUAAUAUAGAGUGUAACAGCGAACUUGCGAUACAUUUUAAGGGAAUUUCCUCAGCCAAAUCAACUAAAAGAACAUGAGUAACUAUUUUUUUCUAAAACGAUUACUAAAUGCUCUAUGACCAUUCAAAAAUUGAAUAUGAAACGCAGUUUUUGGUAAUUUAUUCAAGAAUUAUAGAAUUCAUAUUUGGUACAGUCCAAGUCUUUCCUAGUAGUGGCGUUGAAACCCAACCCAAUAGGUUUAACCCAACUAGAGAUCAACCAGAAUAUAGACACAUAAUAAAAUUUGAUUAAUACCUUCCUCUAAAAUACAAAAACAUAAUACACAAAACAUAUACACAUAUGCUUACUAUUACCUAAGAAGUAUCUAUACAUGCGUGUUUAGAGUUAAAUAAAUAAAAGAGUAUUGGAUAUUACAAUUAUAUGCUUUGAAAAAUUAAUUAUCAAAAU
Molecule: messenger RNA, 3559 nt
Organism: Anoplophora glabripennis (Asian longhorned beetle)
Lineage: Eukaryota; Metazoa; Arthropoda; Insecta; Coleoptera; Cerambycidae
Product: GTPase-activating Rap/Ran-GAP domain-like protein 3
Exons: 16
Coding region: 1-2820 (939 amino acids)
Biological process (GO): regulation of small GTPase mediated signal transduction; activation of GTPase activity
Cellular component (GO): cytoplasm
Molecular function (GO): GTPase activator activity
Source: RefSeq, a predicted model, not a curated record